Molecule: messenger RNA, 2028 nt
Organism: Danio rerio (zebrafish)
Lineage: Eukaryota; Metazoa; Chordata; Actinopteri; Cypriniformes; Danionidae
Gene: gck
Product: glucokinase (hexokinase 4)
Biological process (GO): carbohydrate metabolic process; hexose metabolic process; intracellular glucose homeostasis
Cellular component (GO): mitochondrion; nucleus; cytoplasm
Molecular function (GO): D-glucose binding; hexokinase activity; ATP binding
Source: RefSeq, marked validated
AAACACAUUCAAACUUUAGCAAAUCAUCCUACAAUAGUUUCAAGAGACCUGCAAAGAUGCCGUGUCUUACUUCAGCCCGUAGACAGAGGAUACCGAGCGACUUUGAGUCAGUGCUGGAGAAAAUCCUCAUGGUGGACCAAAUUCUGUCUGAGUUUGUGUUGAGUAAAGAAGAGCUGGAGGAGGUGAUGAGGCGAAUGCGGAGAGAGAUGGAGAGAGGACUGCGUGUGGAGACACAUGAUGAAGCCAGUGUCAAAAUGUUGCCCACGUAUGUCCGGUCCACACCUGAAGGCUCCGAGGUUGGUGAUUUCCUGGCACUGGAUCUUGGAGGGACAAAUUUUCGAGUGAUGCUUGUGAAAGUGGGUGAGGAUGAAGAGCGAGGCUGGAAGGUGGAAACCAAACAUCACAUGUACUCCAUCCCUGAAGAUGCCAUGACCGGCACAGCUGAAAUGUUGUUUGAUUACAUUGCCGGCUGCAUAUCUGACUUCCUGGACAAACAUAAUCUCAAACACAAGAAGCUACCACUGGGAUUCACCUUCUCUUUUCCAGUGCGUCACGAGGAUUUGGACAAGGGGAUUCUUCUGAACUGGACUAAAGGCUUCAAGGCCUCUGGCGCUGAGGGCAAUAAUGUUGUGGGUCUUCUGAGAGACGCCAUCAAAAGAAGAGGGGACUUUGAAAUGGAUGUGGUGGCCAUGGUGAACGACACAGUAGCCACCAUGAUCUCCUGCUACUAUGAAGACCGCAGCUGUGAAGUCGGCAUGAUAGUAGGUACAGGCUGCAAUGCGUGUUAUAUGGAGGAGAUGCGUAAGGUGGAGCUGGUUGAAGGAGAGGAGGGCCGGAUGUGUGUGAACACAGAAUGGGGGGCAUUUGGGGACCACAGUGAACUGGAGGACUUCAGGCUGGAAUACGACCGUGUUAUUGAUGAGACGUCACUCAAUCCUGGACAUCAGCUGUACGAGAAGCUGAUUGGUGGGAAGUACAUGGGUGAGCUUGUGCGUCUUGUGCUGCUCAAACUGGUGAAUGAAGAUCUGCUGUUCAACGGCGAAGCCUCAGACCUGCUGAAAACGCGAGGAGCUUUUGAAACACGCUUUGUCUCCCAGAUUGAGAGUGACACAGGGGACAGAAAGCAGAUCUACAACAUCCUCAGUUGUCUGGGAAUCCUGCCAUCAGAGCUGGACUGUGAUAUUGUGCGUCUGGCGUGUGAGAGUGUGUCUACGCGAGCGGCUCACCUGUGCGGGGCAGGACUCGCCGGCGUCAUUAACCUCAUGAGAGAGCGACGCUGCCAGGAGGAGCUAAAGAUCACUGUGGGGGUGGAUGGAUCUGUCUACAAACUACACCCUCAUUUCAAGGAACGUUUCCAUAAGCUUGUGUGGGAAUUGACUCCUCACUGUGAAAUUACCUUUAUCCAGUCAGAAGAAGGCAGCGGUCGUGGAGCGGCGCUCAUUUCUGCUGUGGCGUGCAAGAUGGCCGCCUGCAUGCUGACGCCUUGAUAAAACACACAAUUGGACGACUUCAGGUGGAUCUCUUGAAUCACCGCUGACCUGCUAUGAUAAAGCGGUCCCAGAAAGCCUUCUUAUGGUCAAAGCGCUUCUCUCCUUUUGAACAUUGCAUUGCGUAUGUGAAGUGGCCGACUGCUGGCAACAUGUAUUUGCCAGAUGCGCACAACUCACUAAAAUAUUUAACAUAUGUAUCAUUUUAAAGCUGUAUUUGCUGUUGAAGACAACAUACGUCAUUUGUUAUUGCUGUUGUCCUGAGUACAUUCAGGAAAUUAUAUUUAACUAGCACCUUCAUGGAUGUUUUGGGAGGCUUGGAGAGAAGCGGAGGGAACUUGAUUCGAUUGUAAAUAUAUGGGCUGUACAGGCUCUGCAAGGUAAUUGUGCACUGUUUAUUGCUUGUUUUAUUUAUUAACUUAAAUUAUCUUUUUAUUCUGUGGAAAUCAGAACUGUUUGAUUAUUUUCCACAGGGUCUGAAUUUACUUUGUACACGUGCAAAUGAUUCAUUAUUGUAAAUAAAGCUGAUGAGCUAUUGAGU